Molecule: messenger RNA, 1068 nt
Organism: Bactrocera neohumeralis
Lineage: Eukaryota; Metazoa; Arthropoda; Insecta; Diptera; Tephritidae
Gene: Smug
Product: single-strand selective monofunctional uracil DNA glycosylase
Exons: 3
Coding region: 23-967 (314 amino acids)
Biological process (GO): base-excision repair
Molecular function (GO): single-strand selective uracil DNA N-glycosylase activity; oxidized pyrimidine nucleobase lesion DNA N-glycosylase activity
Source: RefSeq, a predicted model, not a curated record
GUCGUUAUCAGUCGUAUUGAUUAUGUCGCGCGAAACAUUAAUAAAGGAAAUAUUUUCUGGAGCGGCCAGCGUUUCUACUGGAGAGUCUGUCGUAUCACUGAAUAGCCUACAGAAAUUUGCUGCUACUAGAAAGCGGCAUCUUUCAUUACAGCCAGCCGAAAAAUCUUCAGAUUCGCAACAAUCAUCAACUUCUAAGAGAUGUGACUCUAAACCGCCAGUUGUAAGCCAAACAUUUUGGAGUCGUUUCUAUAGUUUUGAAUGCCAACUAAACGAUGCUUUGCACGCUAUUGAAAAACCAUCAUAUAUAACACAUGUAUACAAUCCAUUGGUUUAUGCUUCAAACUUACACUGUGCUUACUUGGAAAAAUUCUUAGAUGGACCGAAGCGGGUUGUUUUCGUGGGCAUGAAUCCUGGUCCGAAUGGAAUGGGUCAAACAGGUGUACCUUUUGGUAACAUAUUAACUGUUCGUAAUGAGAUGGGAUUGUCCGGUACGGUUAUGCAACCUCCUUCGGUACAUUUGAAGCGUCCCGUGGACGGCUUGGAGUGUAUUAUAGAAGAACCAAGUGGUGUGCGGAUAUGGGGUUUAUUCAAAAAGCUGGCGGGAGGAUCUUUGAUGACUUUUGGGAAAAAUUGCUUUGUACAUAAUUUUUGUCCGUUAAUUUUUUACGACAAAGCCGGAAGAAAUAUUACGCCUAGUGAGUUGAAGGGAGAUUAUAAAGCUAUAAUUGGAAAGUUGUGUUUGGACGCUCUUGAUAAAGAGCUAGAUUUAUUGGAGCCGGAGAUACUAGUACCAAUAGGAGCGUAUAUAAAAGGAAUAAUCAAACGUUCUAGACAUGUGAAUUCCUUUAAAGUUUGCACACUUCAUCAUCCAAGUCCUCGUGCAUUGAAUAAUCAGAAUUGGCCUGAAAGGGCCGAAGAACUUUUACACAAAUAUGAUCUUGUUAAGUAUAUAAGCAAUGAAGUAUGAUACCCAAUAUUGGUAGAAAUACCCUUGUAUAUUACCUAUAUACAUUUGUAUGUACAUACGCAUGAGUAUACGUACAUAUAUUAAAUCAAUCUGUCACCCAA